Molecule: messenger RNA, 2205 nt
Organism: Caenorhabditis sp. 36 PRJEB53466
Lineage: Eukaryota; Metazoa; Nematoda; Chromadorea; Rhabditida; Rhabditidae
Source: the annotation of a GenBank genome assembly
AUGACCUUCUAUUCCAACCAUCUUUUCCUUCUCACCACUUUCUGUAUACUGAUUGCAACCGAAGGCGCUGUGGACAUAUCCUGUCCCAAUUCGCCGAUCGACGCAAGCACCAAAUCGACACAGUUUCCCGCCGACGGAUUGGCCGCUUUCCCGGCCGGAUACACGUGUAAUAUCGAUGUAAGAUUCUUAAAAGUUUGCCAAAAAGCAUAAUGGGUUCAGUUCAACAUUCCCGAUGGAUACGUGCUGAAGUUUAUCGUUCAAAGCAGUGCCAAAGGCUAUUCGGGCGACUCGUUCAUUAUUGUCGAUUCGAUUUCCACGCUUAAUGUGUGAGUUCCUGUUCCUGUUCCAAAGUAUUGUGAAACGGGGCAAGUAUUGUGACAACUAAUCGGAGCAACACCUCAUAGAUAUUAAUGAGAAAACCGUGAAACUCGAGCAAUUUGCCGACUUUUUGCACUUUUCGUCGCUCUCAUGGAUGCUGUUUAGAAACUGGACCGUAACUCAGGAAUGAAGAGUUUUGGGAUCAAAUGAUCAACUACAAAGUUGUUAAGCAUAAAAAAUACUGCAACUUUUCAGUUGACCACUUUUUGGAAUAAUCAUUGAAUCUCUAGAUAUGACUGUCCAAACACGCGUUGAAAAGUACCAGAUCAGGCCCUAAAUAUGAUUUUUGAGAAAAAUGAUGAAAAAUGAUGCGUUCCUAAACCAAAAGAGCGCCAAUGCCGUUUUUUUUUCCAGAAUCGGAGAAGGACAAUCUCUAUUCAUUUCGCCGGCGAACAAGUCGCAAGUCUUGAUCUCGACCGUCACCAAUUCGAGCAGUUUCUUCGUUUCCUGGCAGUACGUCGACGUCACACAAUUCGCAAGAGUUCUCCAAUCGACUGGAUCCGUCAUGAGUUUGGCAUUGGCCUCAAACAGUUACUACACGUUCAAAAGUACGAACGAUCAGGUGGUUUUGCAUCCGGCGAACGUCAAACGAAACUUUGAUUUGGUGCUGUCGCAAAUUUACGUGUACGACGGAGAGGAUCUGAAAACGGGCAAGUUCCUCGGCAACUUCAUCACGGCCAUGAGCGAGACGCCGUACCUGAGCUCAUCGGGCAAGUCUCUGACUAUUGUCAACUUCUACGGAACCGCCUCCAACUCGUACGUGCUCGCCAACGAUUUGUCGACAGUGUCCGGCUACGCAUCCUACGGAUUCUACCUGCUGACGACUGAGAACGUGGACUGGUUCGAGCACCACGUGGAUGCUUCCGCCGCGAAGACCCUCGCGUUCACCUACUUUUGUGUGGAUUGCAAUGAGAAUUACAUCGCCAAUUUGGACUUUGUGAAUCGACAAAUCGACGGACAGACUGUGCAAUUUCAGCCGUUGACGCCCACGCACAAGAUGACAAAGCUGCUGAGUUACGAGUGAGUUUUGUUUGCGUGUGUUAGAACCUUGUCUCUAAUUCAAUCAUGGUGCAUCCAUUUCUUUCAGUGCUCAAGACCAAGUGUGGCUCAGCCUGCCCCAACAAGUCCCUUCGAACCUGUUCACAAUGACAGUAUCAAACGUCGGGGUCCAACGACUACUGGGGAAUGCUGAACUCGUACCCGACGAACGAGAUCCUGAGGGCCCGAGUGCACGACCUGGAGAGCAUGCUGAAGGCGGUGAUGGAGCUGGAGCAGAAGACGAACCAACAGUGCUCGGUCGUCUAUAUUAUGGAUCUGACGGGCAUCAAGAUGGACAAGCGCACGAUGACUCUGCUGACGGGCGGCCUCUCGGCCAUCUCGGCUUUCAUGGCCGAGCACUACGUGGAACUCGUGCACAGCUUCGUGCUCGUCAACGUGCCCGGCUUCAUCUCGGCCAUCUGGAGCAUUGCGAAGCCGCUGUUGCCCGAGCGGACUCGCAACAAAUGCAAUAUUAUGGGGUCGAAUUGGCGAGUGGAGGUGCUGAAGAUGGCCGACGGGUCUUGUCUUCCCGCCUACUGGAACGAUCCCGACGACGACGGACCGUUCACGGCGCCCAUCGAAAAGUGCGUGCCGUUCCCGGAGGACAAUUAUUACAAGGGAAAGGCGCCCGAGAACGCGGAUCACCUGACGGUCUCGGCCGGAAAGAGCGGAUAUGUGGAGAUUGAGGUCAAGACGGUGGGUCUUUUUUUGGAUAGUGAUCCGCCGGACAUUAUCUUUCGGCACUUAUAUCUUGAGAUCCAGCUAUUAUUUCAAAAAGUGAUCAACUGA